AGUUGGCGCAUGCUCGAGGCUUCGAGUGGGGUCUUCGUUCACGGUGACAGAUUCCUGUCCACUUCACCGGUGAGCACCAGCUGUCCCCAGUCAUGUCCACUAUCCAGCUACUGAGAGCCUUCGUCAACCAGAGACUGACGGUGGCCGUGGAGGAGAUCAUCGGCCUGUUCGAGAGAACCAUCACUGAGUACGAGGAGGAGAUCGACCGCCAGCGCAGGCUGCUGGGAGCCGAGGGGCGGCAGUAUGAGCCCGGCAUCAGGGCGGCCAUAGACCACCAGACAGGUGUGUCUCAGGAUGUCCAGCCACUGAUUGUCAAUGCAAAGAUUCCUGCGAAGCGGCAGGAGCUGAGCCCCCGUCUGGACCAGGAGGCCCCGCAGCCCCUACGCAUUAAAGAGGAACCAGGGGAUGUGUGGACUGGUCAGGAGGGAGGGCUGGAGGGGACUGAUGUCCCAGAGUUCCAGUUUCCUCCUGUCUCUGUGAAGAGUGAACAUGAUGAAGAGACUCCUCAGUCCUCAGAGCUUCAACAAAGCCGAGCCAAGGAAAGCACAUAUGGUACGGCCUCCAGUCCAGCUCAACAGACGGAACCUGGAGCGGCUGGAGAGGACCGUGGAGAACCAGACCGAACCCUUGACAUGGACGUAGCUAGAUUUUUAAAAGCAACCAGUAACGGUCAGUUUUUCCUUUCUCAUUGUUUUAAAGCUGACCCUGAAGUCCUGGAUGAUGACUGGAACCAGAUGAUCAAAUCGCAGCCGUUUUCAGACACACUGACAGACAGUGAGGCCGCGUCUCACAAGAGAUCUCAGAAAAAACUGUAUAAAUGUCCAAUGUGCAGCAAAACCUUCCAGCACAACACAGCUCUGCAGAGACACAUCACCUGCCACACAGGGGAGAGGCCGUUCGACUGUGCUGAGUGUGGUAAGACCUUCAGACAGAAGGGAAGUCUGCACAUUCACAUGAGGAAACACACAGGAGAGAAACCUUUUAGUUGUUUAGUUUGUGGUAAAAACUUCACCCAGAGUGGAACCUUAGCUGCACACAUGAGGAUCCACACCGGAGAGAAGCCGUUCAGCUGCUCAGUGUGCAAGAAAAGGUACAAUGAAAGAGGGACACUGGUCAGACACAUGAGGGUCCACACUGGAGAGAAACCCUUCACCUGCUCACUGUGUGGGAAAAGGUUCAGUGAGAAAGGAAAUCUGAACAAACACAAGAGAAUCCACACAGGAGAAAAACCGUUCAGCUGCAGUCUGUGUGAGAAAAAGUUUAGUUUGUUCUCACACCUCAAGAACCACAAGUGUCCUGGAAAGAAAAGCAGUGAAGCUGCAGAGCUGCAACCUCAGCUGCAGUGUCCAAAUGUCACAGAGCAGAAACAUUGAAUGAUGUAAAGUUCAGUCACAACUGGAGAAAUGGAAAAGAUCUGCUCCUUUUCCAUCCAAUCAUCUGUCUUCACUGGUCAAGAAA
Molecule: messenger RNA, 1458 nt
Organism: Seriola dumerili (greater amberjack)
Lineage: Eukaryota; Metazoa; Chordata; Actinopteri; Carangiformes; Carangidae
Product: zinc finger protein 74-like
Exons: 3
Coding region: 93-1373 (426 amino acids)
Biological process (GO): regulation of transcription by RNA polymerase II
Molecular function (GO): RNA polymerase II cis-regulatory region sequence-specific DNA binding; DNA-binding transcription factor activity, RNA polymerase II-specific
Source: RefSeq, a predicted model, not a curated record